CCUAGUGAAACAGCCCUCGGAGUUUAACAGAGCUCAUGUCAGUACAGAGCAGGAAGCACCGUAGUACGUUAGCGAAAUUAUUCUUACCAAACACGUGAACUAAAAGCGAAAAAGUUAAUCAAAAGGGAAAACACAACUACACAUUUCUUUAUUACAAAUCGGGAUAACUAGAAGGGAAAAAAAUGUUUUAAUUUCUACCGUUAUGGGAAUGAAUGAACCACAAGAUCGUUAUUGAAGACUUGGAACUUUUGCGAAAUUGAAUGCAGCAAAGUCUUGCAGAUCUUACAGCAUUGGAUUCCUCAGACCAUCCUCCUCAACAAGAGCAGCAGCAGCAUAUUCAACUGGCUGGUAAUCUCCUCUCACCUGAGACAAAAAGCUGCAGCGUCAGCUGCGUCUCCACCUCCUCUGUUUCUCCAUACAGUCAGAGCACCGGCAGCACAACACCAUGGCUGCAGCCAAGACAGAGAUGCUCCCCUCAGCCCUGCAGAUCUCAGACCCACUGGGCUUCUCCUACUCUCCCAUGGACAGCUACCCCAAGCUGGAGGAGAUGAUGUUGCUCCACUCAACAGGGACCCCCUUCCUGACUGCCUCUGCACCAGACGGUGUAGGCUUUGGUACCGGGGAGCCAGGAGACUCAUACAACCAUCUGACUGGAGAUACAUUGCAUGAUAUCUCUAUCGGCUGUGAGAAGUCUCUCAUGGAGCAGACCUACUCAACCCCUCGCCUGCCUUCCGUCUCCUACACAGGGAGGUUCACCCUGGAGCCUGCAACCAGUUGCAGCAACAGCCUGUGGCCAGAGCCAUUAUACAACCUGGUCAGUGGGCUAAUGGGCAUGUCCCAACCACCCACCUCAGCUGCCCCAUGCUCCUCUGCUGCUCCGGCCAGCUCCUCCUCCCACACCGUGAGCUGGCCCAUCCAAAUCGGCGACACCAGCACCACCUACUGCAGCGUCAGCCCUGACCUCUUCCCUGACUCCAACCAGACCUUUUCCAGCCCCUCAAACAGCUCAGUCCAGUACCCACCACCCGCCUACCCCAGCAGCAAGACAUGCUCCUCCAACAUGUCUCUGCCCAUGAUACCAGACUAUCUACUUCCUCAGCAGCAGGGUGAGAUCAGCUUGCUUCCCCCUGACCAGAAGCCUUUCCAGUGUCAGAGCAUCCAGCAGCAGCUCUCCCUCACGCCUCUGUCCACCAUCAAGGCUUUCGCCACACAGACUGGUUCUCAGGACCUGAAGGGCUCCUACCAGUCUCAGCUGGUGAAGCCUGGUUCUCAGGACCUGAAGGGCUCCUACCAGUCUCAGCUGGUGAAGCCCAGCCGCAUGCGCAAGUACCCCAACCGCCAGUGCAAGACUCCGCCUCACGAGCGGCCCUACGCCUGCCCCAUGGAAACAUGCGUCCGCCGAUUCUCCCGUUCAGACGAGCUGACACGCCACAUCCGCAUCCACACGGGCCAAAAGCCCUUCCAGUGCCGCAUCUGCAUGCGCAACUUCAGCCGCAGUGACCACCUGACCACGCACAUCCGCACGCACACGGGCGAGAAGCCCUUCCCCUGCGACAUCUGCGGCCGCAAGUUUGCCCGCAGCGAUGAACGAAAACGGCACACCAAGAUCCACUUGAGGCAGAAGGACAAGAAGGUGGAGAAGGUAGGGUCCGCCCCCAUAGCCAUCCCUUCCCCAGUCUCAGGGUACACCUCCCCCUCCACAUCAUACCCCUCUCCCAGCUCCUCAUACCCCUCCCCAGUGCCGUCCUCAUACCCCUCCCCAGUGCCGUCCUCAUACCCCUCCCCAGUGCCCUCCUGCUACUCCUCCCCAGUGCACAGCUCCUAUGGCUCCCCAUCAGUCAACACCAUGUACUCCUCAGCCUCCAGUACAUUUCAAACGCACUUAUCCACCUCGUACGGCUCCCCCACAAACAUUUACAGCUCCCCUGUGGGCACUCCUCAGUCAGACCUGCAGUCCACCCUCUCUCCAAAGAACAUUGACAUCUACUAAGACUUUCGUAUCUUUACUUAUCAUUUAUUUCUGUUUGAAAAGAACAAGCAAACAUCAUUGUUACCUUUUCGAAGGCACUUUUUCUCCCCCUGUGUUCGUACAGCACUUAAUGAUCAUGAAACGUGACCGAUAGCGACAGAGGAUGGAAAGGGAACGGUUUCUCUCUUCAACUCAACCCCAGUACUUCAACGAGUCUUCUGAUAUGUAGAGAGCAAAGGAUAAAUGUGAUUUUGGUGGGACUUUUUGAUACUGACAGCCUGAAAUUCAAAGAGCCUGAUGAUAUGCAGACCGUGUAUCUGUGUCCUUUUUGACUUUGUAGAUGAUUGUUCUUUACAUGGUAUCAUGGGAACUUGUUGGCACCACGUUUCUCUGAAUACGUUUUCUCGUAUGUAGUAACAAUGGUGAAACCAUGUUUUAUUGGAGACGUACUCAAGCAUGUUUACUGUAAGACACAUUUUUGUUUCUAUUGCUUUGUAUAUUACCCAUUGGUACUCUCUUCCCUGUUCCUUUUUCAACAUGGAUUCAUGAAAAAAAUAAUUUUUAAUUAACAUUU
This is a messenger RNA of Oncorhynchus gorbuscha (pink salmon), 2543 nucleotides long. RefSeq names its product early growth response protein 1-like. Gene Ontology annotation, molecular function: DNA-binding transcription factor activity, RNA polymerase II-specific; RNA polymerase II cis-regulatory region sequence-specific DNA binding. The record is from RefSeq and is a predicted model, not a curated record. The coding region runs from base 446 to 1990 and encodes 514 amino acids. Gene Ontology annotation, biological process: regulation of transcription by RNA polymerase II. The transcript has 2 exons. Lineage: Eukaryota; Metazoa; Chordata; Actinopteri; Salmoniformes; Salmonidae.